This is a messenger RNA of Trichoderma aggressivum f. europaeum, 2673 nucleotides long. Its product is annotated as CAZyme family GH2. The coding region runs from base 1 to 2673 and encodes 890 amino acids. Gene Ontology annotation, molecular function: hydrolase activity, hydrolyzing O-glycosyl compounds. The record is from RefSeq and is a predicted model, not a curated record. The transcript has a single exon. Gene Ontology annotation, biological process: carbohydrate metabolic process. NCBI's taxonomy places the organism in Eukaryota, Fungi, Ascomycota, Sordariomycetes, Hypocreales, Hypocreaceae.
AUGAUCGCCAACGCCGUCGCAGCCCUUCUGCUGGGCAGCGGCCUUGCCUCUGCAGCUGGCACUCCGUUGACGUCCAAAGCCGGUGACAAAGUCGCCAUUCCAGACUGGGAUAUCAAUUCCUCCUCAGCAGUGUCUAAGGACCUCAAGGGGCUGUCUACGCCUGGUGUCGACACCUCAUCGUGGUAUCACGCGGGGACGUCGAGAUGCACGCUCAUGGCUUGUCUUCUCAAUGCCGGAAUCUACAAGGAUGAGGAUCUGUGGUACUCGGACAACAUGAACCACUUCAACUGGGGCCAGUUUUCGGUGCCCUGGAUCUACCGCCAUGAGUUUGCGCUCUCUCCCGCCAAGGGCAAGCAUUUUAUUCUGCAAACGAACGGCAUUACAUCCAAAGCCGAUCUCUUUUUCAACGGCAAGCAAAUUGCCGACUCCGAAUACCAGGCUGGUGCCUACGCCGGCCGCACCUACGACAUCACGAGCCUCGCCGCCAAGGACAACGCCUUUGUCGUCCAAGUCUACCCAACAGACUAUCUGUACGACUUCGCCCUUGGAUACGUUGACUGGAAUCCGUACCCCGCUGAUAACGGAUCCGGAAUCUGGCGUGAUAUCACGGUCAAAGAGACCGGUUCUGUUUCCAUGGGCCCCAUCAGUGUCGUUGUCGACAUUGACGACCCAGUUGAGAGCAGCCCUGCCAAGGUUACCAUCCGUGCGGAAGCCCAGAACCUGGAGAACACUGCAGUUGUUUUUGACGCCGAAGCCGUUGUAACUGGCAACUCAUGCUCUGGAGGGCCCCUGAAGCAGACGGUGAAGCUUGCCCCUGGUGAGAAGAAGCUUGUUCAGUUCACGAAGACGAUUAAGAACCCAAAGAUCUGGUGGCCCAAGCAAUGGGGUGACCAGCCUCUGUAUAACGCCAAGGUCACCUUCUCCGUCAACAAGGCUGUUUCAGACACAGCUCAGACCAACUUCGGCGUCCGCAAAGUUACUUCUUUUGUCAACCAGUACAACGACACUCAGUACAGCGUCAACGGCCAUCCCUUCCAAGUCAACGGCGGUGGUUAUGGCGCUGACAUGUUCCUGCGAUGGGAUGGCGACCGUUUCACACGCAUUGUCGAGUAUAUGCUGGACAUGCACCAGAACACCAUCCGUCUCGAGGGCAAGUUGGAACACCCAGAGCUGUACGAGAUUUGCGACAAGUACGGAUUGAUGGUCAUGCCCGGCUGGGAAUGCUGUGACAAGUGGGAGGCUUGGGCUUACAACGAUGAACUCGCCAUCUUCCCGCCCCCUGUCUGGGACGACAACGACUACCAGACCGCCAACUAUAGCAUAAUUCACGAGGCUUCCAUGCUUCAGCCGCACCCCAGCGUGUUGACAUUCCUCGUGGGAAGUGACUUCUGGCCUAAUGACGAGGCAACUGAGCUCUAUGUCAACGCCUUGAAGAAUGCUGGCUGGCAGACUCCCAUCAUUGCCUCUGCUGCCAAGCGCGGUUACCCGGCCCUUAUCGGUCCUGGUGGCAUGAAGAUGGACGGCCCCUACGAUUGGGUGCCGCCCAACUACUGGUACGACACUGAGCCUUCUGAGGACCGCCUGGGUGCUGCCUUUGGCUUCGGCUCCGAGUUGGGAUCUGGCGUUGGUACCCCCGAGCUGGGUUCCCUCAAGAGAUUCCUCACUCAGGCCGAUCUAGAUGACCUGUGGAAGAAUCCUAACAAGAACCUCUUCCACAUGUCCACCAACGUGUCUUCAUUCUAUAACCGAAAGAUUUACAACCAAGGUCUGUUCAAGCGUUACGGCGCUCCCACCUCCCUAGACGACUAUCUCCUCAAGGCCCAGAUGAUGGACUACGAAGCAACCCGAGCUCAGUACGAGGGCUUUGGUGCUCUGUGGACUGCUAGCCGCCCGGCAACCGGUAACAUCUACUGGAUGCUCAACAACGCUUGGCCAAGUCUUCACUGGAACCAGUUUGAUUACUACCUGCACCCUGCCGGCUCUUAUUUCGGCACCAAGGUUGGCUCCCGGUUCGAGCACGUUGCGUACAACUACCAGAAGAAGGAAAUUUGGGUCAUCAACCACUCACUUGACCAGACGGGUGCCCGCAAGGUCGACAUUGAGCUCAUCGACACGAACGGCAAGCAGAUCGCCAAGCAGUCUGUUAACACCAACACCAAGGCCAACUCGGGUUUCAAGGUCGCCGACAUCUCCAGCCAGGUCAACAAGCUGGCAAGCGUUGCUUUCCUGCGCCUGGUUCUCUCCGACAGCAAGGGCAAUGUUCUGAGCCGCAACGUUUACUGGAUCACCAAUUCCAUCGAUAAGCUCGACUGGGAUGGCUCAACCUGGUACUACACUCAAGUCACCAGCUUUGUCGACUAUACUCCUCUCGCCAAGCUGUCUACCGCUCAGGUCUCUGUGACGACCGGCAGCACCAGGCAUGCGGCUGGCGUUCCGGGAACACAGACUCGCACAGUCACGCUUGAAAACAAGUCUUCUGUACCUGCUGUCUUCAUCCGCUUAACUCUUGUGGAUAAGAGAGGCAACGACGUAAACCCCGUUUCGUGGUCCGACAAUUACGUGACUCUGUGGCCGAAGGAGAAGCUGCAGCUUGAGGUAGGAGGAUGGGAUGCAAGCGGUGACAGCAUCCAGGUCAGUGGCAGGAAUAUCAAGGCUACCACUGUUAAGCUGUAG